AUGCAAGGAUUCGUCAAUACAAUGAAUAUUGAUAAAUCUUUGCCACCGACGCCAACAAGCAACAAGUUUCCAAACCAAACGGAUGGUGGCCAUUAUUCAAAUUUCCCAGCAAAACUCAGUACUCACCGAGCAAAAUAUCCAGCUUCAAGCAUAUAUGAAGAUGACGACAUCCUCCUUGCGCCUCCGCAACCUCCAUUUGCAGCAGCACAUAACCGCAAUCCGUCUAAUGUCAGCUAUGCAACUGUUCAGAUCGGCCUUCGGUUGAGCAACCUCGAUUCCCCGGCAACACCAUAUGAGCUGGCUUCAUCCUCAUCAGUACUGAGUCCAGGGAAUUUGUGCGCGUCUCAAGCUUCUUGGGCUCAAGAUGCCAUGUGCAACGUAUCAACCACCUCGUUAGAUGUCCCUGUUGCUUUUUCAUCGCCAGCGAUGAAAACGCCUAUCUUCCCACCUUCCAGACUACGAUCAAGUACAAUGCCAGCUUCCUCAACGAACACGAUACCUAUUGGAAUUGGCACUACUCAAAAGUAUAGUUCACCGUCCUCCUCACCAGCAGUGUACAAAAACUUGGACGACCUCCAAAGGCUGUUAGAUAUGGACCUAAAAGUUGCCCAGCAAGCAGCAGCAACCUUUCAAAACAGGCCGUGGCCACUUCAACCUAUCAUUUUACCGAAGACAUACUAUCCUGACAAGAACGAGCAAGGUUGA
This is a messenger RNA of Talaromyces atroroseus, 705 nucleotides long. RefSeq lists its product as hypothetical. Bases 1 to 705 code for a protein of 234 amino acids. NCBI's taxonomy places the organism in Eukaryota, Fungi, Ascomycota, Eurotiomycetes, Eurotiales, Trichocomaceae. The record is from RefSeq and is a predicted model, not a curated record. The transcript has a single exon.